Molecule: messenger RNA, 1833 nt
Organism: Punica granatum (pomegranate)
Lineage: Eukaryota; Viridiplantae; Streptophyta; Magnoliopsida; Myrtales; Lythraceae
Source: RefSeq, a predicted model, not a curated record
UGAAAAUUCUUAUGAAGGAAAACACUGUGAAACCUAUUCAGCAUCGGUACAAUGAGAUUUGAGUUCGACUCUUGAAUCUGGGAAACUUAAAAUUACAAUCCUACCCUGGGGUUUGCUCAGAUUUCACCAUUCUCUGUCCGCACGCCGAGACACUUGCCAUAUCGGUAAAUUACUCUCGAUUUGUAAAAUUCGUUGCCCUCAGAAUUCAAUUCCACGGGCGAUUCUGUGAUCGGAAGGGACAUGUGACCGAGGUGGCCGGACUUCUCCCAAACAACCGACUUCUCUUCUCUCUGAGGUUAGUUGAUGUUGAGCUUUGCCAGAUCUUCUGAUUGAUCGAUUUUAUCCGAGCGUGCUAUCAAUUUCUGAUACAUUAUUACGAAUCGAGAGCUUAUGGAAGUUCCAAUGUUCAAUUAAGUGCACAAUAUCAGCUCACACGCUUCUGCGUCUGCGUCUGAAGCUGAAGCUGUCCGUUGAGCUUUCAUGGUGUAGGAGGACGGGGAAUGGAAGAGAAAGGGGUGAAAGGAUGGAUUGAUGGAGACGAGAGCGCGAGAGAAAUGCUGGGGAGGGUUCUGAGUGAACGCCCGGUGAUUGUGCUCCCUCCGCCGCUUCACCGGAUCCCUGUACGCGCCGGGAAUGUGGUCGAAAUCUCUGGCCCCUCUCCUUCUGCCAAAACCCUUCUCUUGAUUCAGGCAGCUGUCCGCUGCAUUCUUCCUAGAGAGUGGAAAGGAGUACAUUAUGGAGGCCUGGGCCAGCUGGUGCUUUACAUCGACUUGGAUUGCCGCUUCGAACCCGCUCGCCUUCUGCAAGUGCUCAGGUGCCGAAUCCUCGAAGCUAACGGUCGUCAAAUUGAUGGGGGCCGAGAUAAUGUAAAUGGAUGUGAUGAGGAGUUACUUUCGGUUUGCAUGAGAAGGUUCUUAUACAUCCGGUGCUAUCACAGCUUCGAGUUCCUUGCGACUCUGAAGACGCUGCACCAUAGGCUUGAAAAGGAAAGACCAUCGCACGGCGAGAGGGUUCAGUUGCUUUUGAUCGAUAACAUCGGAGCAUUUCACUGGGUGGAUCGAGCCUCCAUGGCUUCCCCGCUCGAGCUUCGUAACAGGAAAAGCCCGUCGCUUCAGAGUGUGUGGGAAGUUGUAGUUCAGGAUCUGAGGAAGCUCUUGCUGGUGCACCCCAUGCUUGUCAUUGCUUCUAAAGCAACCAUAUUAGGGAAUACUGUGAAUGAGGGAGAAAGGCAUUUUCGAGGAAGGUUCUCUGUCGAUAUGAGUACUGACACGAGGAGCGGAAAGAAAGAGUUUCAGAUACAGAAAUUCCGUGAAUAUAUGCCUUCUGUCUGGCAGGCCAUUGUCACUCACAGGAUAGUCGUGCAGACAUCAGAAGAGCAUCCUGCAACUGCUAGUCAUCGGCAGGAUCAGCCAGUCCUGCACCUACUGGAAUGGCUGCUGCCAGCGCUCAGUAUCAUGGACAAAUUCAUCGUCAAAGAUGCCGGAGGACGACAGAUGACAGGCAGCAAUUAGAGGGCGAGGACAACACCUGGGAACUGGAAUCUUAUAUGUCUACACAUGUUUACUAUCAAAUUUCGCAAGAAAACAAGGAGAAGGAGUAUCUGACGACAGAUGGGGACAUGAUCUUGUGGAUCAGAAAACCCACGUCUUAACGUAUGAGUGGCCAUUGACCACAGGAUUGCUAACGAGACAACGAAUACCAAACAUCUUCAUACAUAAAUUUGUCAACAACUGGGAGUAUCGGAUGUCUAAGAUAUUAGUGAGCGGAUGUUAUGGAGAAUUAUUGUUACGCAUGGAAUGCAUGCAUGAAUUAUAGUUUUGUUAGUAAGAAUUG